UCCUCGAGUCAAACGGCCACCGGAGGUCGUCGACGACGAAGGAAAAUGCCCGAAGACGGUGGCGGAGCGAAGGGCGUCACGCUCACGGCGAAGGUCUUCGACACUCUGAAAAAACGGACGAAAUUUUCUAGGGCGGAACUUGAGGCGCUCUGCAAGAUCUACUGCAAGCUGAUAACAAGUCCAGGUCAGCACGCGGGGCCGACGACGAUAAUAAACGGAAUGCCUUCAACGGCGCAGACCAUCGAGGGAAUAGACAGGAUUAUAUUUCGGGAAUUGAUGCACAACACUUUCGACAUCCUAACGGAGGACACUCUGAUCGAGCGAAUGUUUUGCUGCUGGGAUCGUGAUAGCGAGGGUGCAAUUCGCCUCGAAGCCUGGAUCCUUGGUCUCGACGUAUUUUUGCGCGGUACUCAAAGAGAGAAGCUAGAGUUCUGCUUCCGGAUUUACGACCUCAACAACGACGGCUACAUCACCAAAGACGAGAUGUUUCAGUUGCUCAAGAAUUGCCUGAUCAAACAACCCAGCGAAGAGGAUCCUGACGAGGGCGUCAGAGAUCUGUCGGAACUAGCUCUUAGGAAGCUGGACGUUGAUCGGGACGGAAAAGUCUCAUUCCAGGACUAUGAAACCGCCAUAAAGGAAGAACCUCUACUUCUCGAAGCCUUCGGCCAAUGUCUACCGACGGAAGAAAACUGUGUCAGUUUUCUGUCGACUCUACAGCCUUGAACUACAACAAGCAUUCGAUGGUGAAAAGUCCUUCAAAUUGAUCGUUCUCGGGGACCGAGAUUCGAUCUGAUUUAAGUGAUCGAAAAGACAAUUUUGGAACACUCUCGAAAAAUUAAACUCAAAAUUUACUAAACUUUUUACGUGUUCGUUGUUCGUAAUGAGUUUCGCACUAAGCCUAUGUAUGUGAGUUAAUUCUAAGAAGGUAAAAUAUAUAUAUAUAUAUAUGGAUUCAAUUUUUCAAACUUAUAACACUUGGUGUAAGCAGAAAAAGAACAGAUUCUUAGACGGGAAAAUGUGCUACUCAGAGACAGAAGAACCAAAAUCGUUGAAAACCGAAUUAUCAAUGUAAGUAAAUACUCGAGAAUAAAUAAAAAUAGCUUAACGUCCCAGGCCCUAGAAAUAAGAUCAAAAAGAACUCCCAAAUAACGAAGGUUUUUCGUUAUGAAAAAAGUUGCAGAAAUUCUGUGAUGACCAUGUCAAAGUUCAGAACACAGUUCUUUAUGACUAAUAGUUGAACUCGAAAUAUAAAUU
Neodiprion virginianus is the source of this 1254-nucleotide messenger RNA. RefSeq names its product EF-hand calcium-binding domain-containing protein 1. The coding region runs from base 46 to 723 and encodes 225 amino acids. Lineage: Eukaryota; Metazoa; Arthropoda; Insecta; Hymenoptera; Diprionidae. The transcript is spliced from 4 exons. Gene Ontology annotation, molecular function: calcium ion binding. The record is from RefSeq and is a predicted model, not a curated record.